AUGAUCCGAUAUGGUAAUCUUCGAUGGAUGCUUUUAUUCUUGCUUUUAGUGGAAGGAAAUGCCAAUAGUUUAUUUAAUUCGCCAAUUUUAACUGCUGAUGCAUCUUAUAACUCGUACAAGUUCAAUAUACUUCAUCAUUUAACGGCGAUAUCGCCUUAUUUUGAAUCUGAUACAAAUGAACUGAAUCCUGGCCUUCCAACUGGUUGCACAGUGGACAAAGUCGUUUAUUUAAUUCGCCAUGGUUCAAUCUAUGCAAAUGAUUAUGAUUACGAACAUACAAUUGAUCCAUUUCUAAAACGUUUCCAGUCUUCUUUGAGCCAAAUUGAUUUUUCUCGAUCUCAAGAAUUCGCUUUUUUACAAAGCUGGAAUUCGCCCAUAUCGGAUCCGAAUGAACAAUUAGAAAAAUUGACCAAAUCAGGUCGUCUCGAAGCUUUUCAUCUUGGAACACAAUUGGCAUACCGCUAUCCAAAUAUAAUCCCUGAAAACUUUCAUGCAUCAUUCAAAAUAUGGGCGUCAUCAUCGAAUCGAACCAAAGAGAGUGCUUCAUCGCUUCUCUCAGGCUUAUCUGGUGAAGAAAAAACAAUCGAUGAUGUUUCAUUAAUCAAGGAAGAAAAGAAUCAAGGCGCAAAUACAUUAUCACCAACAAAAACUUGUUCUAAGUUUAAUAUUUCAUCGGGUUCUGAACAGGCCAAUAUCUGGCUCGAACAUUAUACUUCAUCAAUCAUCACUCGAUUGAAUAAUCGAAUAUCCGGGUUUCAAUUCUCAGCCACUGAUAUUUUAGCAAUGCAAGAACUGUGUGGCUAUGAAACUGUCAUUCGUGGAUCUUCACCAUUUUGUCAAAUUUUUACAUCGGAUGAAUGGCUUUCGUUUGAGUAUUAUUUCGAUAUCAAAUAUUAUUAUUCAUUUGGAUAUGGAAGCUAUCUAUCGGCAAGUCUCGGAAUGCCGUGGGUGGUCGCAUCAAGUGAACUUCUCAACGAGACAGUUACCACCAAUCAAAAUCUUUACAUCAAUGUCGUUCAUCGAGAGAUGUUACCGUUAGUUUUAACAGCAUUAGAUCUGUAUAAUGAGUCAAAUGAAAAUCCAACACUUCCAUUGGAUCGUAUUAACUAUCGACGAGCAUGGAGAUCGAGUCAAUUUGUUCCAUUUCUUGGACAUAUUGCAUUAGAACGCUUACAAUGCACAUCGAGUUCGUACAAUGGAAAAUUCAUUCGAAUUCUUGUCAAUUCUGCACCGCAGCCUCUACCUGGAUGUGAGAAAGGACCAGGCGCGAGUUGUCCUCUAACACAAUUUAUGGAUUAUAUCAAAAAUCGAGAUGAUUUACAUGAUGAUUUCUCGAAAGCAUGUCAAGUGAAUUAUCAAAACAGUACCGAUGUAUUCACAUUUUUUCCGUAG
This is a messenger RNA of Adineta ricciae, 1392 nucleotides long. The record is from the annotation of a GenBank genome assembly. NCBI's taxonomy places the organism in Eukaryota, Metazoa, Rotifera, Eurotatoria, Adinetida, Adinetidae.